AUGGCACAGAGAUCUGGACAGGAAGAUCCGGAGAGAUACCUCUUUGUGGAUAGGGCUGUAAUAUACAACCCUGCCACCCAGGCUGAUUGGACUGCUAAAAAGUUGGUGUGGAUUCCUUCAGAGCGCCAUGGUUUUGAGGCAGCCAGCAUCAAGGAGGAAAAAGGGGAUGAAGUGUUGGUCGAACUGGCAGAAAAUGGAAAGAAAGCACUAGUCAAUAAAGAUGAUAUUCAGAAGAUGAAUCCUCCCAAGUUCUCUAAAGUGGAAGACAUGGCAGAAUUAACCUGUUUAAAUGAAGCCUCUGUAUUGCAUAAUUUAAAGGAUCGGUAUUACUCUGGGCUCAUCUAUACCUAUUCAGGGCUGUUCUGCGUAGUUAUAAAUCCUUACAAGAACCUCCCGAUUUAUUCAGAAAACAUUAUCGAGAUGUACAGAGGGAAGAAGCGCCAUGAAAUGCCACCGCACAUUUAUGCAAUAUCCGAAUCUGCCUAUAGAUGCAUGCUACAAGACCGCGAGGACCAAUCAAUUCUCUGCACAGGUGAAUCUGGUGCCGGGAAGACUGAAAACACUAAGAAGGUUAUUCAAUACCUUGCUCAUGUUGCUUCCUCCCAUAAAGGAAGAAAGGACCAUAAUAUUCCUGGGGAGCUGGAGCGUCAGCUUCUUCAGGCGAAUCCCAUUCUGGAAUCCUUCGGGAAUGCAAAGACAGUGAAAAAUGACAACUCCUCCCGUUUUGGCAAGUUCAUUAGGAUUAACUUUGAUGUUACUGGUUAUAUUGUUGGGGCCAACAUUGAGACAUACUUGUUGGAAAAGUCUCGCGCUGUUCGUCAGGCUAAAGAUGAGCGGACAUUUCAUAUCUUCUAUCAACUACUAGCUGGAGCAGGAGAACACCUGAAGUCUGACUUGCUGCUUGAAGGAUUUAACAAUUACAGAUUUUUAUCUAAUGGCUACAUCCCCAUUCCUGGGCAACAAGACAAGGAUAACUUUCAGGAGACUAUGGAAGCCAUGCAUAUCAUGGGAUUUUCGCAUGAUGAGAUUUUGUCAAUGCUGAAAGUGGUGUCUUCAGUGCUACAAUUUGGAAAUAUUUCCUUUAAGAAGGAGAGAAAUACUGAUCAAGCUUCUAUGCCAGAGAAUACUGUCGCACAGAAACUCUGCCAUCUACUGGGAAUGAACGUAAUGGAGUUCACCCGGGCCAUACUGACACCGCGCAUCAAAGUUGGCAGAGACUAUGUUCAGAAAGCCCAGACCAAAGAACAAGCAGACUUUGCAGUGGAAGCUUUGGCAAAGGCCACCUAUGAACGCCUCUUCCGCUGGCUUGUUCACCGCAUUAAUAAAGCUUUGGACAGGACCAAACGACAGGGAGCGUCUUUCAUUGGAAUUCUGGAUAUUGCUGGAUUUGAAAUCUUUGAGUUGAACUCCUUUGAGCAACUCUGCAUUAACUACACCAAUGAGAAGCUUCAACAGUUAUUUAACCACACAAUGUUUAUCCUGGAGCAAGAGGAGUACCAACGAGAGGGUAUAGAGUGGAAUUUCAUUGACUUUGGACUGGAUCUGCAGCCUUGCAUUGACUUAAUUGAAAGACCUGCAAAUCCUCCUGGUGUGUUAGCAUUACUGGAUGAAGAAUGCUGGUUCCCUAAAGCUACCGACAAGACGUUUGUGGAAAAAUUGGUCCAAGAGCAAGGAACCCACUCCAAGUUCCAAAAGCCAAGACAGCUAAAGGACAAAGCAGAUUUCUGCAUUAUUCACUAUGCAGGGAAGGUAGACUACAAGGCAGAUGAGUGGUUGAUGAAGAAUAUGGACCCCCUGAAUGACAAUGUGGCUACACUCUUGCACCAGUCUUCUGACAAAUUUGUUGCAGAGCUUUGGAAGGAUGUGGAUCGUAUUGUGGGUCUGGAUCAGGUCACUGGAAUAACAGAGACAGCUUUUGGCUCUGCGUACAAGACCAAGAAAGGCAUGUUUCGUACUGUUGGCCAACUGUACAAAGAAUCUCUCACCAAGCUGAUGGCAACGCUCCGAAACACUAAUCCCAAUUUUGUUCGCUGCAUCAUUCCAAAUCAUGAAAAGAGGGCUGGAAAAUUGGAUCCACAUCUGGUUUUAGACCAGCUUCGUUGCAACGGUGUUUUGGAAGGAAUAAGGAUUUGUCGACAAGGAUUUCCAAACAGGAUAGUGUUCCAGGAAUUUAGACAGAGGUAUGAGAUCCUUACUCCCAAUGCAAUUCCAAAAGGUUUUAUGGAUGGUAAGCAAGCCUGUGAACGUAUGAUCAGAGCGUUAGAGCUGGACCCCAACUUAUACAGAAUUGGACAGAGCAAGAUCUUUUUCCGAGCUGGUGUCUUGGCACACCUAGAAGAAGAACGAGAUCUGAAGAUCACAGACAUUAUCAUCUUCUUCCAGGCAGUCUGUAGAGGAUACCUGGCUAGGAAGGCCUUUGCAAAGAAACAACAGCAAUUGAGUGCACUGAAAAUCCUGCAGAGGAAUUGUGCUGCAUAUUUAAAGCUUAGGCACUGGCAGUGGUGGAGAGUCUUCACGAAGGUGAAGCCUCUUCUUCAGGUCACUCGUCAAGAAGAAGAACUUCAAGCCAAGGACGAGGAGCUAAUGAAGGUGAAAGAAAAACAGACAAAAGUGGAGGCAGAACUUGAGGAAAUGGAAAGGAAACAUCAACAGCUUCUAGAAGAGAAGAACAUUCUUGCAGAGCAGCUACAGGCUGAGACGGAGCUCUUUGCAGAAGCUGAGGAGAUGAGGGCUCGCUUGGCUGCCAAAAAACAAGAGUUGGAAGAAAUUCUCCAUGAUUUGGAGUCCAGGGUUGAGGAGGAAGAGGAAAGAAACCAAAUAUUGCAGAAUGAGAAAAAGAAAAUGCAGGCCCAUAUUCAGGACCUGGAGGAACAGCUUGAUGAGGAGGAGGGAGCCCGACAGAAGUUGCAGCUUGAAAAAGUGACAGCUGAAGCUAAGAUCAAGAAGAUGGAGGAAGAGAUCCUACUGUUGGAGGACCAAAAUUCCAAAUUUUUGAAGGAAAAGAAGCUGAUGGAGGAUCGAAUUGCUGAAUGUACUUCUCAGCUGGCUGAAGAAGAAGAAAAGGCCAAAAACUUGGCCAAGCUCAAGAACAAGCAGGAAAUGAUGAUCACCGAUUUGGAAGAGCGCUUAAAAAAGGAGGAGAAGACCCGUCAAGAAUUAGAAAAAGCUAAAAGAAAACUUGAUGGUGAAACAACAGAUCUACAGGACCAAAUAGCUGAGCUGCAAGCCCAGAUUGAAGAACUGAAGAUCCAGCUGGCCAAGAAAGAGGAAGAACUGCAGGCUGCUCUUGCUAGAGGUGAUGAAGAAGCAGUUCAGAAAAACAAUGCACUGAAAGUGAUAAGAGAGUUGCAGGCUCAAAUUGCAGAACUCCAGGAGGAUCUUGAAUCUGAGAAGGCAUCACGCAACAAGGCGGAAAAGCAGAAAAGAGAUUUAAGUGAAGAGUUGGAGGCUUUAAAAACUGAACUGGAAGAUACCUUGGAUACCACUGCAGCACAGCAAGAGCUGAGGACAAAGCGAGAGCAGGAGGUGGCUGAACUGAAGAAAGCAAUUGAAGAGGAAACCAAAAACCAUGAAGCACAGAUCCAGGAAAUCAGGCAGAGGCAUGCUACUGCCCUGGAAGAGCUCUCUGAACAACUUGAACAGGCCAAAAGGUUCAAAGCAAAUCUUGAAAAAAACAAGCAAGGCCUAGAGUCUGACAACAAGGAGUUAGCCUGUGAAGUGAAGGUACUGCAGCAGGUCAAGGCAGAGUCUGAACAUAAAAGGAAGAAGCUCGAUGCUCAGGUACAAGAGCUAACCGCUAAGGUCACAGAAGGAGAAAGACUGAGGGUGGAACUGGCGGAGAAAGCUAACAAGCUGCAGAACGAGUUGGAUAAUGUCUCAAGUCUCCUGGAGGAAGCAGAGAAGAAAGGCAUUAAGUUUGCCAAGGAUGCGGCUAGUUUGGAAUCUCAGCUUCAGGAUACACAGGAGCUGCUUCAGGAAGAAACCCGUCAGAAACUCAACCUGAGCAGCAGGAUUAGGCAGCUUGAAGAGGAGAAGAACAACCUGCAAGAGCAGCAGGAAGAGGAAGAGGAGGCCAGAAAGAACUUGGAGAAACAGAUGCUCGCUUUGCAGUCACAGUUGGCUGAUGCUAAGAAAAAGGUAGAUGAUGACUUGGGAACCAUUGAAGGCUUGGAGGAAAAUAAGAAGAAAUUAUUGAAGGACAUGGAGUCCUUAAGCCAACGCCUAGAGGAGAAGGCAAUGGCUUAUGACAAACUGGAAAAGACAAAGAAUCGCCUGCAGCAAGAGCUGGAUGACUUGAUGGUAGAUCUAGAUCAUCAGCGCCAGAUUGUUUCUAACUUGGAGAAAAAGCAGAAGAAGUUUGAUCAGAUGCUGGCAGAAGAAAAGAACAUUUCUGCCAGAUAUGCAGAGGAAAGAGAUCGUGCUGAAGCAGAAGCAAGGGAGAAGGAAACCAAAGCACUGUCUCUGGCUCGGGCUUUGGAAGAAGCCUUGGAAGCUAAGGAAGAAUUUGAAAGACAGAACAAACAGUUGCGUACAGAUAUGGAAGAUUUAAUGAGCUCUAAAGAUGAUGUGGGCAAAAAUGUCCAUGAACUGGAGAAGUCAAAGAGAACUUUAGAGCAACAGGUUGAAGAGAUGAGGACUCAGCUUGAGGAACUGGAAGAUGAACUGCAGGCCACAGAAGAUGCUAAGCUUCGUUUGGAGGUGAACAUGCAAGCUAUGAAAGCCCAGUUUGAGAGAGAUCUGCAAGCCAGAGAUGAACAGAAUGAAGAGAAAAAGAGGAUGCUGGUUAAACAAGUGCGAGAGCUGGAGGCAGAACUGGAAGAUGAGCGCAAACAGAGGGCUCUUGCUGUGGCAUCCAAGAAGAAAAUGGAGAUGGAUCUGAAAGACCUGGAAGGUCAGAUAGAAGCUGCAAACAAGGCUCGAGAUGAAGCAAUCAAACAGCUACGUAAGCUCCAGGCUCAAAUGAAAGACUACCAGCGGGAGCUGGAAGAAGCCCGUGCAUCCAGAGAUGAGAUCUUCGCACAGUCCAAAGAGAGUGAAAAGAAGCUCAAAGGUCUUGAAGCAGAAAUACUCCAGCUCCAGGAGGAGUUUGCUGCAUCUGAAAGAGCCCGUCGUCAUGCUGAGCAAGAAAGGGAUGAGCUGGCUGAUGAGAUUGCAAACAGUGCUUCGGGAAAGUCAGCGCUGCUGGAUGAGAAGCGCCGGCUGGAAGCUCGUAUCGCACAGUUGGAGGAAGAACUCGAGGAAGAGCAGAGCAACAUGGAGCUUCUCAAUGAGCGGUUCCGAAAGACCACGCUGCAGGUUGACACACUUAAUUCUGAGCUAGCUGGGGAGCGGAGUGCUGCCCAGAAGAGUGAAAAUGCACGGCAGCAGCUGGAAAGGCAGAACAAAGAGCUGAAAGCCAAGCUGCAGGAACUGGAGGGAUCUGUGAAGUCUAAGUUCAAGGCAACAAUUUCUACUCUAGAAGCCAAGAUUGUGCAGCUAGAAGAACAGCUUGAGCAGGAAGCCAAGGAAAGAGCAGCUGCUAACAAAUUGGUCCGUCGUACAGAGAAGAAAUUGAAAGAAGUCUUCAUGCAGGUGGAGGAUGAGCGUCGACACGCAGACCAGUACAAGGAGCAGAUGGAAAAGGCAAAUGCCAGAAUGAAGCAGCUCAAACGCCAGCUGGAGGAGGCUGAAGAGGAAGCCACACGUGCAAAUGCUUCCCGACGUAAACUUCAGCGUGAGCUGGAUGACGCCACAGAGGCUAACGAGGGCCUGAGCCGGGAGGUCAGCACCCUGAAAAACAGGCUAAGGAGGGGGGGCCCCAUCACCUUCUCCUCGAGUCGAUCCGGGAGACGCCAGCUGCACAUUGAAGGGGCCUCUCUAGAGCUCUCGGACGACGACGUGGAGAGCAAAGGCAGCGAUGUGAACGAAGCGCAGCCGGCCCCUGCUGAGUAGAGUCCCGUCACACCAUAUGCAUGCAGAGACCUUUUACACAGUAGUCGGCAGAAGGAGGAGGACUUUCCUGACCACCGAACUGCCUUGUGGCCGUAAAUCUGCCUUACGAAACGUCGGCAUGCUACAAGGUUACUUAUCAUAGGUCAACUAUGUCUUAAGGCUCUCCAGCCUCACCAUACUGUACCCUGCUUCAGAUAUAGGUACAACUGCUUUUUUAUAUAUAGUAAACAAAAUGGGAUCGUCUCUGUUCAGUGCAUCUAUUUUCCAGAUACUCAUUGUAAAGCCAUUUUAUAAAGCAUCAUGUGAAGGAUGAAACUUUUUUUUAUCAAUACAGAAACUUCAUUCCCAGAGGGUAGGUGGUUGGGACAGACCCGUUGUCAUGACUAUGCAUGCUUUGUUGUACAGACAACAUCCUUCCAUUUCUUCUGUGCUCAGACGGCCCUCGGCUGUAUUGAGUCUGUUGGAUCAGUGAAGACCAAACUGCACCUGUAUCUUUCUUUUCUCCUAAUUGUUGUGAUCAGCACACAAUCAGCGAGUGAACUGUGAAAAGGCCUUGGGAAGUGUUAGAGGGAAAUGUAGGGAUGACUGAGUAGUGUCCAUUUUUUAACCUGCAAUAUCAUUUUGAAGUGUUCUCAGCACCUGCUUCAUCAGUUAGUGUUCCUGCAGUACAGGCAAACUGAAAUAGCAUCACCGUUCCUCAUCUGUACAGUACUUCUGCGUUUGUAGAGACCUGCUAUUACUAUGCCCAACAGAUCUGUAUAUAUAUUAAGGCUAGUAUAAUGUGAACACCAGUGGAAAAUAAACAUGCAACACAGGCAAAAUUAAUUUAUUAAUUUAUGGCUGAGUGAGUUGGUCUUCAGGACAUGGAGCCGAGCGGCUGCACCCUGAGCCGAGGCUGACGUGACACCUUAGCAGCCAGCCUGGUGUUGCUGCGGGAGCUGCCGGGAGCAGCAGGGCCGCCCGUACUGUGCAGCGUGGGGCUCGUGUGGAGCCUGUGGUUACAGGGGGUCAGCGGUGGAUGUUGCCUGCCUACGUGUUAACAUGCCAGUGGAUGUGAAUCCUUUUUUUUGUUGUUUUUUUUAUUUUGAACAGUAUUACAGCGAGUAGUUAGUGUUCUUUUUGUUUAAAUAGCUGAAAAACUGACAUUACAGAAAGUGCCUUAGACACUACAGUACUAAGACAAUGUUACAUAUAUAAUUUGCCUAUAUAACAAUGAUUUAAUGUAUUAAUUUUGACUGUGCUUCAUAUCAUGUACCUCUCUAGUCCAAGUGGUAUUAUUGAUAUUAGUGACAAUGAAUCAGUGUUAACUAGGAAACUUCCUCUGCCACAUGCUCAAAAAACAUGGAUUUCCUUUUUUGGUUAAAAGCUUUAACAUCUGUCGCAAAGGUUUUGUUGUGUGUGUUUGGAUAUUUUUAAUCAAACUGGCUGUUGACCACCAGGCAUCUGACUGCAAAUAUCUUGUUUUCUUGUAUACCCAUAUUUCUAGACAAUGAUUUUUGUAAGACAAUAAAUUUAUUCAUUAUAGAUGCGGCCGCCUGCUUUGUUUACUUACAGGAAGAGCUAUCUCCUGAGGCUGGCAUAGACCUUAAUAAAUGAGAAUAUGACUGGAA
Molecule: messenger RNA, 7541 nt
Organism: Aptenodytes forsteri (emperor penguin)
Lineage: Eukaryota; Metazoa; Chordata; Aves; Sphenisciformes; Spheniscidae
Gene: MYH10
Product: myosin heavy chain 10
Exons: 40
Coding region: 1-5931 (1976 amino acids)
Cellular component (GO): myosin complex
Molecular function (GO): actin filament binding; ATP binding; cytoskeletal motor activity
Source: RefSeq, a predicted model, not a curated record